AUGGUUGACUUUAUGAACAGACACAACACUGUUAAUUUCUUUACAGAGCAGUCAAUAGAGAGCACCCAUGCAAUGGUGAAUAGGGAUAUGCUGAGAAUUAAAACCAGUGAUAGGAGUAAGAUUGUAAGUCGAACAGAAAAGGUUACGCUGAAAAUAGAACAGGUAUUAGUAUGGGGGAUAUUCAUUCACAAUACUUAUUGAUAAAGAAAUUGCUAUUAAAACCCACGCUUUACAGGCGGACAGCUUACUGCGAUGGGCUCACGAAAGGACGGUGCUGUACGACGAAUUUGGGCUUGACACAAGCCAAAUUGAUGAAGACAUUGAUGGAGAAGAUGACACGGAAUGA
Messenger RNA from Bursaphelenchus xylophilus (pine wood nematode), 346 nucleotides. Lineage: Eukaryota; Metazoa; Nematoda; Chromadorea; Rhabditida; Aphelenchoididae. The record is from the annotation of a GenBank genome assembly.